[Torrubiella] hemipterigena is the source of this 1017-nucleotide messenger RNA. The record is from the annotation of a GenBank genome assembly. NCBI's taxonomy places the organism in Eukaryota, Fungi, Ascomycota, Sordariomycetes, Hypocreales, Clavicipitaceae.
AUGGCUCCCAUCAAGGUCGGCAUCAACGGUUUCGGUCGUAUCGGCCGUAUCGUCUUCCGCAACGCUGUCGAGCACCCCGAGAUUGAGAUCGUUGCUGUCAACGACCCUUUCAUUGAGACUGAGUACGCUUCUUACAUGCUCCGCUAUGACUCUACCCACGGCAACUUCAAGGGCGAGGUUGCUGUCGAUGGCAAGGACCUUGUCGUCAACGGCAAGAAGGUCCGCUUCUACUCUGAGCGUGACCCCGCUGCCAUCCCCUGGGCUGAGACCGGUGCUGACUACAUUGUCGAGUCCACUGGUGUCUUCACCACCACCGAGAAGGCCGCUGCUCACUUGAAGGGUGGUGCCAAGAAGGUCGUCAUCUCUGCCCCCUCUGCCGAUGCCCCCAUGUACGUUAUGGGUGUCAACGAGGCCACCUACGACGGCAGCGCCGACGUCAUCUCCAACGCUUCUUGCACCACCAACUGCUUGGCCCCUCUCGCCAAGGUCAUCCACGACAAGUUCACCAUUGUUGAGGGUCUCAUGACCACUGUCCACUCCUACACCGCUACCCAGAAGACCGUCGAUGGUCCCUCUGGCAAGGACUGGCGUGGUGGCCGUGGUGCUGCCCAGAACAUCAUUCCCAGCAGCACCGGUGCCGCCAAGGCUGUCGGCAAGGUCAUCCCUGACCUUAACGGCAAGCUUACCGGCAUGUCUAUGCGUGUCCCCACCGCCAACGUCUCCGUUGUCGAUCUUACUGCUCGCAUUGAGAAGGCUGCUUCCUACGACCAGAUCAAGGCCGCCAUCAAGGAGGCUGCUGAAGGUCCCCUUAAGGGCAUUCUCGCUUACACUGAGGACGAUGUUGUCUCCAGCGACAUGAUCGGCAACACCAACUCCUCCAUCUUCGACGCCAAGGCCGGUAUCUCCCUCAACGACAACUUCGUCAAGGUCGUCUCUUGGUACGACAACGAGUGGGGUUACUCCCGCCGUGUUCUCGACCUCCUUGCCUACGUCGCCAAGGUUGAUGCUUCCAAAUAA